UUGUCAGCGCGCGCAGCCGAAAAAUCCUCCAUGCAUCUGUCGUGCUGCAAAACCUACUAAUUCAUUUACAACAUAAUCAGUUACAGGACCAUAUCACUCUGUUAUGCGUUUGUGUGUAUGGUGCGCAAAUAUAAUUUAAGUUGCAUUGACAAUUAGCCUUUAAUUUAACAGUUGUCAUUGAGACUAUUCAUUCGUUUAUUUUAGCCAAUACAGGACAUCAUUUUAUACAGUUGCCAGUUUUUCGUGAUGGUUUGACAACAUGAUUGGCCAGCGACUUCUCAUGCCAACAACCUAACCUGAUCUCUCAGCAUCUAAGAAUACUGACUCCAACAAUGGAAGCAGCAGGAAAACAGAGUAUCUCCCAGACGGUCGACGAGCAGGGAUACCUUCUACGUCAACAACAUGACCAGCUAGUACAACGGCUAUGGAAGAGGUUCUUCACAGUGUGCAACGUCUUCAACAUACCCAGAGGCGUUGCCGUCAACUAGCGGAGGAUACUCUACAACCAAUUGACCCAGCGAGCCAGCACAACCAGCCCAUUUAGCAACCUGCUCAGGGGCAGACGUUGGGUGGUAGACCUACUGCAGGAUGAGUGGGAUCCUGAAGAGGAAGUUUGAGGAGGUGGAGGUGGAUAGCCCCUCCCCCUGCCUCUCUCUCCGGGGGUCCGAUGACGAGGUCUCCGCUGGCAGCGACAGCGGGAACAGCAGCGACAGCGUCAACCCAGGCCCCUCCACCCCCGUCGCCCCCUCUUCUAUCUUGAGGUGUGAAAAGCGCCUGCGUGUGCGCAACGUGCACUUUGAGAGUGUGACGGUGUACUACUUCAGCCGGCGCCAGGGCUUCACCAGCGUGCCCACGCAGGGUGGCAGCACCCUGGGCAUGUCCACGCGCCACAGCUGGGUGCAGCGCUACACCCUGGGGGAGUUCGCCGUGGAGCAGGAGAGAAGCCACCGAGACAUGCUGCGAGACCACCUCAAAGAGGAAAAACUCAACUCCAUCAAACUCAAGCUGACCAAUAAUGGCACUGUGGAGUCGGACGAGGCCGAGUCGCUGACCCUGGACGACAUUUCAGAGGACGACAUCGACCUGGACAACACGGAGGUGGACGAGUACUUCUUCCUGCAGCCGAUGACCACCAGGCGGCGCCGCGCUCUCCUCCGGGCAUCCGGGGUGCGACGCAUCGACGUGGAGGAGAAGCACGAGCUGCGGGCCAUCCGGGUGUCUCGGGAGGAGUGCGGCUGUGACUGCAGGGGGCUGUGCCACCCCGCGACCUGCGCUUGCAGCCUGGCCGGCAUCAAGUGCCAGGUAAAUGGAGCUGUGGUAGAUCGCAUGUCAUUCCCGUGCGGCUGCAGCAAGGAGGGCUGCAGUAACAGCACAGGCCGCAUCGAGUUCAACCCCAUCCGUGUUCGCACCCACUUCCUGCACACCAUCAUGAAGCUGGAGCUGGAAAAGAGCCGCGAGCAACAACAACAACCGCAGGUCACAAAUGGCAAUGGUUACCAUGGAGAACUACCAGUCAACGUCCCUGUCCAGCGUGCUCUGCAGUACCCCCUGAUGUCUGACAACAUCCCAGUCCUGCAGGCUCCCAUCAUGCACCUGCCGAGCACCAGCGACGCAGAGCAGCAUCUAGAAGAGGACGAAGAUGAGGAAGAUGAUGAGGAGGAGUACGAGGAUGAGGACGAUGGUAGUAGUUUAUGUAGCGGCCUCUCGGACUGCAGCACCGACAGCCUGCACACUAGUGACUCUGAGGAGGAAGAGGAGGAGGAGGAAGAUGACUGUGAGUCUAUGGAGGAGGGGGUGAGUGGACCCCCAGUCUCUCACACAGAGGUGGUUUCUCUCUCCUCUGUGUUGGGUUACACUGAUGGGACACACACCAACACCAACCACGCUAACCCCAACUCAUACUACCACAACCCUUCAUCAGGAUACUACCAGAUGGACAACUCAGCCAACCUGAACCCCACACCAAAAGCCCCUAGUGAAGCUCCCUCACUCCUCUCACUCCCCAACAGGCAGGGGGCCACCGAUGGCCCCACGGUCGUGUCACAGGAGCAGCCUAAAACCACCUCCGAGCCGCACACAGACCACCUCAGCCAGAUAGAGGGACUGUAUAUGCAUUUUCCCCACACUGACAAAGCACCAGCAGCCAACGCCUGUUCCUCAGCCCCGCUGCAGAGCAACACUCCCCACAGUGGGGAGACUAGUACACUACACCAUGAGCAGCCCUUUCAGACACAGGUCAGCGUUUUUCAUCAUGAAUCUUGUUCUAGAGGCAGCUCUGCGGAGUGGUCACUAGCUGGCACAGCCACAAAGUCAUAAAAUCUGAUUUUAAACCUAACCUUUACCCUAAACGUAACCACACUGCUAACCCUAAUGCCUAACCCUAACCUUAAGAUCAAAAGCACAUUUUUGUUUUCAUUAAUUUUUAUAAUAUAGACAAUUUUGACUUAGCAGAUGGCCUAUCUAAGGGGAAAUCGCUCAGUUCUGCCUCCAGGACAAGACUUAUGACAAUAAUUGUCAAUCUGCCUUUCAGACAGACAUGAACGGUAGUGAUAUUACACGUCCCUGAAGAAUAGCACACGGUCUGAGGUAUCUGUGGGGACUGAGGAGCAGCAAAGCCAGGGGUCUUUCAACGGGCUGGCUGAGGCGUCCUCUCUCUUGCCUGAGAAUAAAAGUGAUCCACCAAUUCUAGAGACUAACACUAGUCACUAGCAGUGUCAGGUAGACGUGUGGCAAGUUCAAUGAAACUUGUUAGUGUGAUAAGUUAAAUUAGCAUUCCUUUGCAGCAAGUAUGCACAUUUGGAUUAAUGUGCUGACCAACUUAAUCAAAGGGAUACUUCAGGAUGUUGGCAAUGAAGCCCUUUAUUGACUUCCCCAGAUCCAGUUGAACAAUUUUGUGUCUCUGCAUGUAGUUUGAAAGAAGUUACUAACUAGCGUUAGCGCAAUGACUGGAAGUCUAUGGUACCAGAUGCUAGCUGUGACCAUAGACUUCCAGUCAUUGCACUAACACUAGUUAGCAUUGGCUUGCAAAACUACCUCUAACUUCCUUCGUACUGGAUGAAGGAUGCAGGGACAUAAAGAUGGUAUCCAUGAGUUCAUCAGACUGGGGAAGUAGAUAAUGGGCUUCAUUGCCAAAAUCCUGAAGUAUCCCUUUACCAGUGAAACUACAUGAUGUCAAUACCAAUUCAUUUUCUGUACAGGAAUAAUGCUGUUUUGGACCUAUCCUAGAAACUGGGUUGUCUGUUUGAUUGAAUAGAAUCUGAAGGACAGUGUUUGUUGUUUUAAACUCAUGAAUGUACCUUUUUAAAGUGAACGAUUAGGUUGCAAAGGCAAGUUGUGGGGUUUUGCCUCAGAAGGAUCUUUGCACAUUAUUGCACACACAGUUUCCAUGUCCUGGAUCUGAAUGUCUAACAGCUAUUGAACAAUGACUGUGAAAUAGUUUGAAUUAAACAAUGAUUCCUUAUUUCAACAGUAUAACCAUGUCGAAUGGGAAAAUGAAAAGAUCAUCUGCUUUGAGUUAAAUGAAUGAACUAAGAUAGACGCUAGGGCUCGGACGAUAUCAGUAACGCGAUACUUGUUGGUAGCGUGGCAAAGAAACAAAACACGAAGCGGAUUUCACUUCUUUAGAAAAACAGCCCUAAUGUUGGAAAUACACAUUGUGUUGUCACCCAGAGUCACAUGUAUUUAUUUUCCAUGCUAUAACACAGAUUAUUUACAUAAAGCAGGUUUUUAAAAGACCAAAGAGUUUUGUCUGCUUCGUGUAAAAAAAAAAAUGCCAUGGAAAAAAUAUUGCAAUACUGGUAUAGUCACAGCCUUAGUAGAUUGAACUUUUAUAUGGAGUCAACUGGAAAAUGUAUAUAGCUGCAGUUUAUUUAUGGCUAUACAAAGUUUAUGUAAUAUUAUGUAUGUUUUGAUAAUGAGAGCAUGCGGUGGUUAGUAUUGAUGACAAAUCAACACGAUUUUGAGGUACUACAAUUAUUAAGCGUCGGUCUCGUGUUUAUUUGUGUUGUCUCAUAGAUGUUGAAUACUUUGCAUGUGUUUUGUUAAAAGGAAUGUUUAAAAAUGAACGUUUUUUUUAUAUACAGUGAGAAUGUCAAAAGGAAACAAAUUAAAUAACAUUUAUACUUUACAUUAGAUUGGACAACACUCCAAUAUACUGUAGUUUGAGUCACAGACGUAUAAUCAUCUCUAGUCGUACCAUUACAUUUAGGUCCAUUUUCAAAAGGACCAUGAAACCUGGAAAAUGUACGUCGUUUGAAAUCGCUUUAAUUGUCGUGCUCAAUUUCAUGAGACAAGCUAUAUUUUCAGUGCUGCUAUUAUGAUUUGUUAUUAAGUUUUAUUGUCACAUGCACAGGAUACAGCAGGUGUAAAACAGUACAGAGAGAACCUUAAUUGGGGGCUCUUUCCCAAAAAUGCGCAAUAACAGUAGUAAUACAGAUGUGAAAUGCGACAGAAGAAAAAAAUAAAAGAAACAGGAGAAUAGAGUUAUAUAACGCUCUUAUAUACAGAUCAGUACGGUGCCAGUACUGUUAUUACAGUGUGCAGGGGUACUGGAGGGAUUGAGGAAUGAAUGGACCUACUCCAUCAUAGCAUGUUCUUUGUCUCAUCUCUCUUUUCUCUUUGUAUCCAGUCUCUUCAUCUAGCCCCUUUAUUGUUCUCCUCGCUCUCUCUGUCUUUCUUGCUCUCUCACAUUCUCUUGCUCUCAUGACCUCUCCUCUCUCCCAUCCUGUGACAUCACAUCACGUCAGCCAAUGAGGUGGUGUGUAGCGUAAGGGUGCCAAAGCGUUCAUGUUCAGGUGAUCUAUAGUGAAGUAAGCUGCGUCUGUACCAGUCUCUGCUAUUCUGCUGUAGAUAUGAUUUGCUAGUCUAUAUUGUGGCCAAUGUGAAACUGGGUAUUUUAUUGUGGUUUAUUCUCGCAGCAGUCUGUUGUGUCAUGAAGGCCUUGAAGUUCACAGAGCUCAUGUUGUUUUUGACUUUGUCCCAAAUGGCACCUUAUUCACUAUAUAGUGCACUUCUUUUGAACAAGGAAGUCGUACCAUUAUAGGGUAUUUGGGACAAGGCCUUCCUGUUCUGUUUAGUUUUGUUCCAGAAUGUCUCUUUGUUUAUCAAGACUGCCUAGAACUGGGGGCCUAAAAUAGAUAUUCUCUGUCUCUUCUUUUUUACACCACCAUUUGUUCCUUUUCCACAAACAUCAGACUUUGAGAAUAAAUAACCAAUGGAAUAA
This is a messenger RNA of Salvelinus fontinalis (brook trout), 5221 nucleotides long. RefSeq names its product cysteine/serine-rich nuclear protein 3-like. Gene Ontology annotation, molecular function: DNA-binding transcription factor activity, RNA polymerase II-specific; sequence-specific DNA binding. Gene Ontology annotation, biological process: regulation of transcription by RNA polymerase II. The record is from RefSeq and is a predicted model, not a curated record. The coding region runs from base 589 to 2316 and encodes 575 amino acids. The transcript has 7 exons. NCBI's taxonomy places the organism in Eukaryota, Metazoa, Chordata, Actinopteri, Salmoniformes, Salmonidae. Gene Ontology annotation, cellular component: nucleus.